This is a messenger RNA of Bursaphelenchus okinawaensis, 837 nucleotides long. The record is from the annotation of a GenBank genome assembly. NCBI's taxonomy places the organism in Eukaryota, Metazoa, Nematoda, Chromadorea, Rhabditida, Aphelenchoididae.
AUGCAGGAAAAGCUAAAAAUAUUUCGUCGAGGUAAAGCUUAUUUCGUUUUUUGUUAUUUUAGGUUAUUGUUAUUUAUAUUAUGGUACUUUGGAUAGCACCUUUUGUGAAUUUUACACUACAUAUUUUAAAAAAGCUAUUAAUAUUUCCAAAAAAAAACUUUUAAUUAUUGUUUUUGGUGACAUUGUUCUUGAUGUUGGUGCAGCACCAGGAUCCUGGUCUCAAGUGGCUGCUGAACAUGUCGGACCUUUAGGAUAUGUACUUGGUGUUGAUUUACAAGCAAUGCAGCCACUAGGGGGUGUGGAUUUCUUGUCAAAGGCGGAUAUUCAGAAUCCCGCGGUUCAGAGGGCAAUAUCUCAACGACUCAAAGAUCGACCGGUUGAUUGUAUAAUCAGCGACAUGGCUCCUAGCCCUACAGGUAAUUUUAUAGUAUUUUAGGUUUGGUUCUAUAUAGUUUUGGACCAUUGUGUCUAUGUUUUACCGUUUGUUCAUCUAAAAAUUGUUUUAAAUUGUUUGAUAGCUAUUCAGAUAGCGACAAAUAACAUAAAUGGCCAGUUUAUAAACAUAUUGUUACUUUAGGUUCAAGAACUAUAGACCACGAGCGUAUAAUUGGCUUAUGUCACACAGUCCUCAAACUUAUAAGUGAUGACAAUGAAACGAAACUCAAGACUUCAGAUAACCUAGCAUUUUUGUGCAAAAUCUGGGAUGGACAUCUAAAGAAACAGUUCACAAACGAUGUCGAAAGCUUGUUUGGUAAUUGUCGAGUAGUGAAACCAGAUGCAAGCCGAUCUGACAGUGCAGAGUUCUACGUUUUUGCUAGAAAAAGUGUCAGAAGUUAA